UUUUAUUUUCGCAAAAGAGAGCUAAAGAAAAAUAAUAAAAAAAGAGAUGGGAGAAGAGAGAGCAGAUCCGCAGAAACUCAAGAGAAUUGCUGCGGCGGCUUACGAUUACGAGAACGAUCCCAGAUGGGCUGAUUAUUGGACCAAUAUCUUGAUUCCUCCUCACAUGGCUUCUCGCUCUGAUGUUGUUGAUCACUUCAAGCGCAAGUUUUACCAGCGCUAUAUCGAUCCUGAUCUUGUGGUAGAGGCUAUGUCGUCAAGUGCACCAUCGGGAUCAGCAAAACCAACUUCAACCUCAUCAGCAGCAGCAAAUGGUGAAGCUCGAGCACACAAUGCAGGCUCAACCGCUAGAACUUCCGGGGCAUCAGCAGGUUCAGGUUCAAACACGGUUUCUCUGCGCUGGGAUCUAAACACAAUACAAUUUUCUGUCGAUGCUUGGAUUUUUAUUGUGGCUGUGCUAGCCAUCUUUCCACUUGUCCCUAAAAGUCUUUCAAAUAGGGCUUAUCGGCUUUCAUUUAUGGGCACUGCUUGUUCCUCUUUAUACUCUUUGUAUGCACUAUAUGGGAAACCAAGGGCAUGGAAUUUGCAGGCAGUUCAAGUAUAUUUUCAAUCAAUAAUUGCAACCAAAGAUUUUAUCUACUUUAUCUACUGCCUUACAUUUGUCACUUCACAUCUUUGCCUUAAAUUUGCUUUGAUUCCCAAUUUAUGCCGAGCACUUGAACACAUUGCGAAGUUCUUAAGGCGUAAUUUCAAUCGUUCUACCUUGUACAGGAAGUAUUUGGAAGAUCCUUGUGUGUGGGUAGAAUCAAACACCACCACCCUGAGCAUACUAUCGUCAUAUGCUGAGAUUGGACUUGGCUUCCUUCUAAUUGUUUCCUUGCUCUCGUGGCAACGCAAUAUUAUACAACCUUUCAUUUACUGGCAGUUAUUGAAGCUUAUGUACCAUGCACCUGUUACUGCUGGAUACCACCAAAGUGUGUGGACGAAGAUAGGAAGGACGGCUAAUCCACUUAUGCAGCGUUACGCCCCAUUUUUGAACACUCCAGUUUCUGCAAUUCAGAAAUGGUGGUCCAGAUAGAAAGCAAUAUACAGUGGAAUGUUGGGUUCUUUUUGGGAUAAUUGGAUGUUUUAUUAUGGAUGUUGAAACAUAUAUAACUGAAGAUUAACAGAGCAGUAUAUGUGAUUCCCUACAAACCUUGAAUUUGAGCCUGA
Messenger RNA from Hibiscus syriacus, 1209 nucleotides. Its product is annotated as transmembrane protein 33 homolog. Lineage: Eukaryota; Viridiplantae; Streptophyta; Magnoliopsida; Malvales; Malvaceae. The transcript is spliced from 9 exons. The record is from RefSeq and is a predicted model, not a curated record. Gene Ontology annotation, biological process: endoplasmic reticulum tubular network organization; membrane organization. The coding region runs from base 47 to 1075 and encodes 342 amino acids. Gene Ontology annotation, cellular component: membrane; endoplasmic reticulum.